This is a messenger RNA of Pogona vitticeps (central bearded dragon), 1959 nucleotides long. It is a transcript of the gene DCPH1, whose product is annotated as damage control phosphatase 1. Gene Ontology annotation, biological process: DNA damage response. Gene Ontology annotation, cellular component: nucleus. The record is from RefSeq and is a predicted model, not a curated record. Lineage: Eukaryota; Metazoa; Chordata; Lepidosauria; Squamata; Agamidae. Gene Ontology annotation, molecular function: phosphatase activity.
ACCCCGCCGGUUUGACGCGUGGGAGGGGGGAUGAUGUCACAACAAACAAAAUGGCAGUGCAGAGGUCACAAUUACCGGUCUCACUUGCGGGCAAGUUCAAAGGAUCCUUUGCAUAUUACACUAUUACAGACAGGCUGCCUCUUAUCCUGACUAAAGUUAUUGAUACUCUGCAUCGACAUAAAAAUGAAUUCUUUGAAGAAUAUGGAGAAAAAGGCCUUCAAGCUGAAAAGAAUGCAAUAGCUUAUCUGUCCAAGCUACGAAAUGAGCUUCAGACAGACAAACCUCUGAUUGCCUUAAAUGAUAACUUGCCUGACACUGUCCUGUGGAACCAGUUCUUAGAAUAUCAUCAGAAUCUAUCAAACGAGCCACCAAGUUGGUUUCAGUCUCCUUGGUUGUACACUGAAUGUUACAUGUAUCGCAGAAUUCAUGAAGCACUUGUUCAGAAUCCACCCAUCAGUGACUACGAUGUGUUUAAAGAAGAAAAGGAGCAUGCUUUCUUUGACUCUCAACAAGCCAUUAUUGCUUUGAGUACUUACUUGCAAGAGCUAUUGAAAAACAUAGAAAAUCAAAAUGAAGAAUCACUGAAUGAAGAAUUUUUCAAGUUAAUUCAGGUUUCGCUGUGGGGUAAUAAAUGUGACUUGUCCAUUUCAGCUGGUGCAGAUAAUUCUCAGAAGGCUAAUCCUUUACAGUCUGUGGAAGAUUUAAAAUCUUUUAUCUUGGUGGACCACAUGGAAAAACUUUGGUCAUUACUGAUGAAGAGAAAGAAAAUAAAUACACAGACAUCAGUGACAUCUACCAGAAUUGACAUAGUCUUGGAUAAUGCUGGUUUUGAACUGAUUGCAGAUCUUGUGUUAGCUGACUUUCUGACUUCCUCCAAAUUAGUUACUAUAAUUCAUUUUCAUGGAAAAAGUAUUCCAUGGUAUGUGUCAGAUACUACUAAACGUGAUCUGAAUUGGACUAUUAAGCAAAUGGGAUCAGCUAAUAACAAGUGUAUGUCUAGUUGUGGUGUCUCCUGGGAGGGCUAUGUGAAAAAAGGUGUUUGGGUUUAUCAUGAUCAUUUGUUUUGGACUUUGCCACAUGAAUUUUCUAGUAUGGCCCAGGUUGCUCCUGAUUUGUAUGCUGAGUUACAGAAAUCAGAUUUAAUUAUUUUUAAAGGUGAUCUGAACUAUAGAAAGUUAUUAGGGGACCGAAAAUGGGAAUUCAUAGUGCCAUUUCACCAAGCUUUGAACAAUUUUCACCCUGCACCUCUCUGCAGUCUAAGAACACUAAAGUGUGAUAUUCAGGUUGGUCUGAAACCUGGGCAAGGUGAAAAGCUUUCAAGUACUGAACCUGAAUGGAUGAUAACUGGGAAGUAUGGAAUAAUUCAGUUUGAUGGCGCUUCAUGAUUUACUUGCUCAUUAUGAAGACUAGUGCUGGCUAAAAUGCCAUUGAUGCUCAAAAGCUGGAAGACCAUUAACAUUUAAUAUGCAUGUUCUUGCUUCUCCCAUGGGUCUUUAAAGUGGCAUGUGCAAUUGUGUCACGUUACAAACUUUUUGGUAAUAUCGUCUUAAAAUAAGAAAAAUACAUUGGCUGAAAUUCUGUUGCUUAGUGUAGUAAGUUGCAACUAGAAUAGUCCCACUGAAUCAAUUGAAUAUACAGAGGAGUUGACUAAUCUAAUCCCCACUGAUUCAGUGGAGCUUCUCUAAUGCAGCUUUGUAUGCUGAACAAGAUUUCAGCCAUUAAAUCCUAAUCUUUCUUGGAUAUUUAUUUUAUACAUAAUGAAUGCAGUACUUGGGCUAAAAAGUAUUUUAAUAAAUGACAUGUAUAUGAUAUUUAUUCUGUUUUAGUUUACAAGGCAGAGCUGCACCAGUAGAUAACAGUCAUAUUUUAAUUUCUGUAGCAGAAGACUUACUUUAAAGCUUCUUGAACUUUAAGUUGUUGACAGAGAAGAUUGUCUUAAAUAAAUUGAUUCUAAUGUUA